GAGCGAGAGAGAGCUGUAGCCAAAGAACGGUGUUUCACUUUCUGAAGCGCAUGGAUUUUAACUGGAAAGCCUACUGAGAGAGGGAACGUCGUGCGCUCUAUUGAACAGACCCAAUAUGUGAAAUUUUAACAGAUCGAUCCAGUUGAUAAGGACAGCGAAUUUGUUUUGGGAUUGUGUUACUUUAAUAGCCUAUUAGGCUACUUUUACAAACGGCCAUACAACUUCCAGGAUUCGUUGAUAGUCUAUCUGAUUGAAAUGGUGCAAUGUUCCAAACAAUACUCCAACGCGUUGACUUUUGGUUGAUUUGGCUGACAGUUGUACUAUGUGGAGCUUCAGGUGCAGGAGCGCACAGUUGCCAUGAGGUUAAAACGGCUUUCCAAUUGCGCCAGAUCGGCCCGUUGAAAUGGGUCCCCGAGGAACCUGGAACAGAUGGCGAGCUGCAGAUCUGCAAGCACCCAGGCCCGUCGUGUUGCACACGCAAGAUGGAGGAGAGUUACCAGGCAGCAGUGCGCAGAGAGACUCUCCAGAACAUCCGUUCGUACAGCUUUGAGCUCAAGUACCUCAUCGUGGGCCACGCCUCUGCCUUCCAGGACACGUUCCAGUCUCUGCUAUCCUUCAAUCUGAACCUGACCACUGCUCUGUUUGACAGUGUGUAUGAGCCCCUCUCCCAGGACGCUCGCCCCCUGGUGGCAGACCUCUUCUCCGACCUCUCUGUCUUCCUGGGAGGAGACGGCAACAACUCCAUGGAGCGCUCUGUGCACCGCUUCUACGACAACCUCUUCCCGCUGGUGUACCGCCGUCUGGUCAACCCCGGGCUGGCCUCGUCCCCGGCCUCCUCUGAGCACAGCGAGUGUCUGCGUAUGACACGCCAGGAUGUCAACCCAUUUGGGUCCCACCCCCGUGCCCUGGCCGAGGGGCUGACCCGGGCUCUGAGCGCAGGACGGGCACUGAGCCGGGGGCUGGUGAUAGGGGCAGAGGUGCUGAAUGCCACAGAGUGGGCGGGGCUGGCCAGGGAGUGUGGGCGGGCUCUGGUGAGGAUGCAGUACUGCCCCCACUGCAGGGGCCUGACCCUGAUCCGGCCGUGUGGAGGACUGUGUCUGAACGUGAUGCGGGGCUGCCUGGUGGGGCUCUCGGAGCUGGACGGGCCCUGGAGGCGCUACGUGGCCCUGCUGCAGGAGCUGACAGGGGCCCUGGCUGGGGGCCACGACCUGGAGCUGGCUCUGCUGGGCAUCAGGAACCAUGUCAAUGACGCUAUCCUGCACGCACAGCUGCAUGGGCCACGCAUCAGCGCCAUUGUUGAUAAAGUAUGUGGGCCUCUCACAGACACUCCGUCAGUGACAAGCAUACGUUCCACGCUGGAGGUCAUGACCUCUGUGAGUACCUCCCCGACCUCGACGGCCACGAUGCCCUCCCCAGCUGAGGUCACACUGGAUCACUUGUCGCAUACCAUGAGGUCCUUACCUCUGAAACCAUCCAAGAAUAAUAAGCCUAGAAGUCUGAAAAAGAUAUCUAGAGAGUUUAUGGGCUAUAUCCAGCGCUACAGGUCCUUCUUCUCUGCCUUGCCAGAGAUGCUCUGUGAGAGUGAGAUGGUGGUGGAUGACUUCACCUGCUGGAACGGGGAGGACGUGGUGGAGAGUUAUGUGGGCCGUGUUGUGUGUAACGGCCUUCAGGCCCAGAAAAACAACCCAGAGAUCAAGGUCCGCAGUAUCGACCCCAUCCUGGUGGGAGCUAGAGACAGACUAGAACAGUUCAAACAGGAAAUGCAGGGUCAGAUGGGCUGGGCAACAGACUGGGGGGCGUGGGUGGAGACGGGCAGUGGGACGAGAGAAGAGGCCAGCGGAGAGUGUGACGAUGAGGAUGGAUGUCAAGGAUCUGGAGAUGAAGACUUUACCAAUGACGAUGAAAGAGUGGACAUGGCCAGCACUGAUGUUCCUCUUGGGAAGACCCCAGGAUUCAGGGAACCCCCACGGCACGUCCCCGCCAUCCGACCCCCACCACAGGUGGCUGUGAGAGCUGCGGGUCACACCCCAACACCCCACCCAUCUAUCACCAUCACCCUCAUCCUCCUGUCUGCCCUGGUGUUACCAUGGCACCCACUCUGAAACCCCCUCUGCUAACCACGCCCACUGAGCACUCAGGAGAGGUGGGGCGCAUUCACAAGAAGGAAAAGCAGGAAGGGGAGGAUGAGAAGGAGGACAAGAGGAGGAGCUCGCCAGCGAAUCUGUUGCUUUCCCUCAGCUGCUCCCUGUUAGUUGGUGGGAGCCGGGCUGCAUGGCUGUGUUUGUAAUAUGUAGGAUGUCUAAUAAAAUCUCUCUCUCUAUCUCUCUCACUUGCUGCCUUCUCCAAUGCUGCUUUCACCUCUGCUUUUUCCUCACUGCCUCCUCCUCUCUGGUUCUCUUUACUGCCUGGUCUGUUCACCAUCAGAUGUGGUCAGCUACACGUCCCACUGCUCUCUAGUAGGGACAACCAUGGUUCUGGUGGUUCUCCUGUGGUCCUUUAGGAACAGUUAAGUUCACAAACGGUGCUGAACUGAAGAAUGUAAUCAGGCCCUAAACAGACAUCAUCUCUCCUCGCCUCCCAAACUCAACCUCCAUGUUCUCUGGGGUCUCUCUGUUUGUUACUUAGUUUGCAUUUGAUUAUGCCUCCUGUUAAUAGUCACCGAGCAUACUGUACAUGUUUAUAUAGUCCCAUGUGGGACUUGUGAUUGUGUAUUCAUGUGUGUGUAUUUGUUACGUCUACAUGUACAGUGUUGGAAAAAAGUAUUUGCCCCCUUUCUG
Molecule: messenger RNA, 2777 nt
Organism: Coregonus clupeaformis (lake whitefish)
Lineage: Eukaryota; Metazoa; Chordata; Actinopteri; Salmoniformes; Salmonidae
Product: glypican-5-like
Exons: 9
Coding region: 264-2102 (612 amino acids)
Biological process (GO): regulation of protein localization to membrane; cell migration; positive regulation of canonical Wnt signaling pathway
Cellular component (GO): plasma membrane; cell surface; extracellular region
Source: RefSeq, a predicted model, not a curated record